Molecule: messenger RNA, 651 nt
Organism: Sparassis crispa
Lineage: Eukaryota; Fungi; Basidiomycota; Agaricomycetes; Polyporales; Sparassidaceae
Product: Polyubiquitin
Exons: 3
Coding region: 1-651 (216 amino acids)
Biological process (GO): modification-dependent protein catabolic process; protein ubiquitination
Cellular component (GO): nucleus; cytoplasm
Molecular function (GO): ubiquitin protein ligase binding; protein tag activity
Source: RefSeq, a predicted model, not a curated record
AUGAUUCCCCAAUCAUGCCCGCUACCGUCUGCUACCUCUGAGGGUUCCUUACCCCCUCAGAAGGAGAACGACAAGCUCAAGGCCUUCAACCUGAUGUACCCAGGGCAAAUCCAGAUUUUUGUCAAAACCAUGAACGACAUGUCCAUAUCCAUUAUCCUGCACCCCACUGUCAAAGUCGUCUCCAUGAAGGGAAAGAUCGAGGAGACGCUGCACAUCCCAGCCGCCGACCAGCGUCUGCUGUACAGCGGGCAGGAGCUCGAGGACGACCGCACCCUCGAAGACUACACGCUCGAGAGCAAGAGCACUAUCGUGAUAGCUACCCACAGUGGAAAGCUGUACGCGCAGCCACUGCAGAGCACGGAGACGGAGACGAAGACGAGCACUGCAUCGUCUACGGCGGAAGUGCAGAUUUUCGUGCGCAACCUGAACGGGAAAAGCAUGGCUAUCAUGAUCUCCCCCUCAGACACGGCGAAGACUCUCAUGGAUAAGGUCCAGGAGAAGACCGGCAUUCCUCCCGAGGAGCAGCGCCUGCUCUACGGCGGGAAGCAGCUCGUACCGGAGCGCAUCCUCUCCGAUUACAAUAUUCAGAAGGAGAGCACGCUGCAUCUUGUUCUGCGUUUGCGUGGAGGUACUUCCCACGAGAGGUGGUAG